Rotaria socialis is the source of this 1215-nucleotide messenger RNA. NCBI's taxonomy places the organism in Eukaryota, Metazoa, Rotifera, Eurotatoria, Philodinida, Philodinidae. The record is from the annotation of a GenBank genome assembly.
AUGAUGGAAAAUUCGAAACAUUCGUAUCGAUCGUCUUCGAUUUCAUCAGUGGCCUCAAGUCAACAAAAUCCAACAAAUGGAUUAAAAGCUCUUGCUUCAUCGGACUUUGAAUAUGUGGGUCGAUUGGUAACACGUGAACGACCAGUGAUUCGAACAUCUAACUCUAUACAACAGAGCUAUGUUUUUCCUCAAAAUAAAAAUAAAUAUUUUCCCUCAAAUGCAUCUCAACGUCAAAAUAUUUAUGAAGAACAAUCAACAUCGUCGAGUGAUGGUGAUGAUAAUUCAGACGGGUUAAGUAAACCAUUGGGUGUUAUAAAAAUAAGCGAUCGGCACGUUAGAGAAAUCUAUCGAUUGCCGACACCACCACCCAAAAUUAAACGAGUUUAUCAUCGUCUUAAAUCGCCUGACCCAAAAGUAAUUGAACGAGUAUUUGUUCGUCGUCCGCCACCACAAAUUAUCGAAAAUAUAAUCGAAAUACCGCCAGAAAAAGUUCGUAUCAUAAAUCGAGAAAAAUAUUUAGGAAAAUCAGAACCAAUUACACGUUCUAAAAUUGUAAAAUUAAAAUCGCGUCAUCGUCAUAGAGAAGUACAAGAAGAAGAAGAAGAAGGAGAAGAAGACGACUAUGAUGAUGUAGAAGAACGACAACCACAACAAACAUAUAUGCCUUCUGAACAAUAUGCUCAACAACCGCAAACAACAAUGCAAUCUAGUACAUAUCAACCAGCAGCAGAAACAUCACUUGUUUAUCCUCCACAACCAAAUACGCGUACUGUUGGUUACUUUGAAUCAACGAUUCCGCCAGAGAUCAUGUUAAACUCGAAAAACCCUAUGCAACUCGCAUCUCAACAGAGUUAUAACGACUCAACGAUUCAGCCAACUUCGGCUGAAUAUGCAUCACAAGAACAAACUAUGUAUCAACCAGCCCAACCGAUAAAUUAUGGCUAUGCAUCACAACAGCCAUCUGCUUAUCGAUCUCCUCAAUCAACAAUGCAAAACUAUGCAUUACAGCAGCAACCUGUUUAUCAACCGACUCAACCAAUGAUGCGAAACUAUGCACCCCCACAGCUACCUGUUCACCAAGUGACUCAACCAACAACCCCAAACUAUGCAUCACAACAGUUAUCAGCCCAGCCAUCGCCUUAUUACUUGGGUCGACAACCAACCAGCGCUUAUCAAACGUCUCAACCAAGUCCUUAUUAUUUUCCAACCCAGUAA